CCAGUUGAGUGAAAAUGUAUCUUCUACAUGGACCAGUAAUUUGUUAACAUCCGUGGAUAGAGAUAUUAUUAUAAUACGAUAUUCACGUCGUUAGUAUAUACCUGGACAAAAAUCAACUAAAAUCGGAAACAGUUUUAGACGUUAUUCGUUUGGGAGAAUUUUAAGGAUUUCUAGCAUGUCAAUAUAAGUUUUAUUUUGUCGAUACUAGUCCUAAUGCAGGCCUGUUCUUUAUCUUUAUUUUCAAAUACGGUCGAGAUAGAUUAUAAUGUGAGCGUAGUAUUUUGAUAAUUGUCUGGACAUGCUAAAAUGAGUAAUAAUACUGUGACCGGGAGGACCAUGGUCCCAACUAUACCUUCCAUCAUGUUUAUCUUCGGAGUAGUGGGGAAUGUCGUCGCUGUAGUGGUACUCUGCAAAUCCAGGAAAGAGCAAAAGGAGACCACGUUCUACACGCUUGUUUGCGGUCUGGCGAUUACGGACCUUUUGGGGACCCUCCUAGCCAGUCCCGUCACCAUCGCCACUUAUGUCAAAGGAUCGUGGCCAGGCGGGGACCCACUGUGCCAGUAUUUCGGAUUUAUUCUCCUCUUCUUCUCACUUUCGGGGCUCAGCAUCAUAUGCGCGAUGUCGGUAGAGAGAUACUUGGCGAUAAACCAUGCGUAUUUCUACAAUGACUACGUGGAUCAGAGGCUGGCGGGCUGGACGCUUCUGGGUAUUUACAUCUCCAACGCACUUUUUUGUGCUCUACCUAGUAUGGGUCUAGGACAAGUAAAAAAGCAGUACCCACAAACCUGGUGCUUCAUAGAGUGGCGGAGCAACGUCAGUACUGAUGCCGCCUUUUCGUACAUGUAUGCCGGCUUCAGUUCGAUUCUAAUUCUGGCCACAGUGAUUUGUAACGUUCUGGUAUGCGGGGCUUUGAUCCGGAUGCACAGACGGUUUAUUCGGAGGAUGUCGUUUGGGACUGACCCAGAGAGAAACGCAGACCCGAGAAGAAUACUCAGCUUCGGCCAUCUCGCCGGCGCGGAGAUCCAGAUGGUAAUUGUCCUAAUCUGCACCUCAGGGGUGGUGCUGAUCUGCUCCAUUCCACUUGUUGUGCAGGUGUUUCUGAACCAGCUGUAUAAGACCCCAGUGGAGCUGAGACUCGAAAAGAACCCAGAUCUUAGAUCAAUACGCUUCGCCUCCUUCAACCCCAUCCUGGACCCGUGGAUUUACAUCCUUCUGCGCAAAACUGUGCUUCUCAAGAUCAUUGAGCAGAUCAAGUGUUUGUUUUGUAAGAUAGGAGCACGGAGGCAGCAGAGAGAAGGAGGGCAGAACUGCCACUGCAUGGAUGGAAACCAGCUCCCCUCAAUCAUCUCCUCUCGGGAGUCACCCUCCCUAGUGUCUCGGGAGCUGAGGAGUGAGGUGUCCAGCACCUCUCAGACAUUCCUCUACCUGCCUGAAGGAUGUGAGCCAUACAAAGGUAGCUGUCAUCACACUGGAGAGCAGAUUGAGUUCCCCAUUUCCUCUGUCCAAGAACCUCGAAGUUCCUGUUCUUCAGAGCAGAGUUGUGCAGAGGACAGGAGCAGUGAGGGUACAAAUGUAACAAGGGGCAUUUCUGGUGUAGUAGAAAAGACCACAAAGUCAUGUGUGAAAGACCAAGUGCUUCAUGUGUCGAUAAGAAACGAGACAGUACAAGAAAAAUGUAUAUAAGACUUGUUUGCUUGGAUUCCGGCCUUAUUCACAGCUUCUAAAGUUCUCAGUUCUCAAAUCAUUGUGGGAGUUCUGGGAUUCAGAUGAAUGCCAAGCUUAAAUUAAUGGGAUUGCCCAAGAUGCCUUCUCUGAGCUGGGCAGCUUCAGGACUUGUUUGGUUGUGUUGAGAGUAGUGUCGAGAGUAGAUUGAAACAACAUUUGUUGUCACAUGUGGCCGGCAAAUCCCAGAGGGUGACUUCCAGAGAGUUGCAAUCAAUAUACCUUUAGAUUCUGGGACUCACUUUUGACUUGAAUGAUGCGAUUCAUGUUUCCCUUUUAACUCAUAAAACAAGCAUCAAAUCUAAAUGUACAAAUCCAUCCUGUCAUUGUACAAACUAUAAACCCCAGUAGCAGUUAAACAGGUGGAAUUUAAUAUUUGAUAUGUGUCAAGUCUCAAAAUCAGAUGGUAACCAAUGCAGCUGUCACGUUAGGUAAGCCUACCCAUUUUUCUGCAUGUAACUGAACAAACUCAAAAUGCCAUGGUCCCUUAUGGCAUUGCUUAAAUCACUCCUGGAAGGUUUAUUAAAUUCGGCCUUGCAGUCGCAAUUGCUUUCACUGCCUCAGCUUUGGGACAACGUACGUGUGGGAAAAUGUGCAAGAAGCUAUUCGGAAGAGAGGCACAGAGAGGAAGAAUGACAAACAUCGCACAAACUGGGAGGAGUGCACAGCAACAAUGUCAACUGUGGACGUGUCAUACGUCGACCAGAGACAUCAAUGUUUGUUUAUUUUUCCAGUCUUCUUUCCAGGUCAGGAAGCAAGGCUGUUUAGUUCAGGGCAUCUUCUCCAGUAUACUGCUUCUUUGAUGAAACUAUUGAGUUUUUACAGCCCACAUCACCAUAAAGCUAACAUGACUGUAAAAUACAGAAGAGGUGUUAGGAUUCAUAGAAAGGAAUGUUGCAUGAGGACUGUCACUGUGCGUAACGACUGCCUGAGUAAAUCAGUUCUUACGAAGCACAUUAGUUCAUGGAAGCUUUGCAUCACUUGAUUGGUUUGCAUCACAGUAGCAACACAAUAGCCUUAGAGAGUUCAUUUGUAGCACAUCGUUGUGUGUAAUAAAAACAAAAUGCUUUUAUUCCAGAUGAGACGUAUGCCAAAUUUCUCUUAAUUAGAAUGUAUUUUAGAAUGCCUUUGUUGUGGAAUGGUUGUGCCAACAAGCAGGGCAGCUUGUCAAACUCACAAAACAAAAGAUUUGUAGGACUCUGUUAAUUUUUGAUUUUAAUGUUCACUUAAGUAUCAGAUCAUCAGUGAUUCACCACAUUGUUGUCAUUGUCAUAUUUAUUUGACAUAUAUAAUUUCUUCUUUGUGAGAAGGUGCAAGUUAUAAACCAAUGCCAAUA
This is a messenger RNA of Esox lucius (northern pike), 3058 nucleotides long. It is a transcript of the gene ptger4a, whose product is annotated as prostaglandin E receptor 4 (subtype EP4) a. Gene Ontology annotation, molecular function: prostaglandin E receptor activity. Bases 307 to 1683 code for a protein of 458 amino acids. Gene Ontology annotation, biological process: inflammatory response; negative regulation of inflammatory response; adenylate cyclase-activating G protein-coupled receptor signaling pathway. Gene Ontology annotation, cellular component: plasma membrane. The record is from RefSeq and is a predicted model, not a curated record. NCBI's taxonomy places the organism in Eukaryota, Metazoa, Chordata, Actinopteri, Esociformes, Esocidae. The transcript is spliced from 2 exons.